Molecule: messenger RNA, 2796 nt
Organism: Anneissia japonica
Lineage: Eukaryota; Metazoa; Echinodermata; Crinoidea; Comatulida; Comatulidae
Product: adhesion G protein-coupled receptor L2-like
Biological process (GO): cell surface receptor signaling pathway; adenylate cyclase-activating G protein-coupled receptor signaling pathway
Cellular component (GO): membrane
Molecular function (GO): G protein-coupled receptor activity
Source: RefSeq, a predicted model, not a curated record
AUAUGAAAGUUAGAGCUGUCGACAUUAAUGAUAAGUCCAAUGACACUGAAGAGGAUAAUGAGGAACAUUACGUAGUAUCCUUAGGAGAUAAGAGUAGCUGCUCCUAUCUGAAAUUACCACGACUCACAGAAAAACAGACGACCACCCUGCUUACAAUGACUGAUGGACCGGAAGAUGCAACUGAACAAUCUACAGUUUCGGUUGGUUCUGAAUUUAUGGCAACUGUAGAAACGAGUUCACUCGGCCUUACCAAAGAAAAAUUGAAAAUAAUGUUCGUAGCGUACAAGACACUCGGAAAAUUUCUACAUUCUGACCACAAUGACGAUAUAAAUAGUAUGGCCAACGAUAAUGCAACGGAAAGUUAUAAUGGUACAGUGGACUCAAGGGUGAAUACGACGAAAUUGGUAUUAGAUUCGCAUGUAAUCGGCGCAUCUUUACGAUUUGGUGAUCAUCCGUUUACAGAAUUUGAGGAUAACCAGACAGUCGAGUUUUGUCUUACUCGUCUAAAUCUCUCUUUAUUUGGAAAACCAAAAUGUGUUUACUGGAACUAUAGUGAAAUUACGAAUACAGGCAAAUGGCUGGAUAACGGAUGCGAAACAAAGGACAUGACGACACACAUCGUCUGUACCUGCAAUCACCUGACCAACUUUGCUAUAUUGAUGGACGUGCAUAAAGCUCACGCAAUGAUACCAGAACCACACGAGGAUGCGCUAGGAUACAUCACCAUCAUAGGCUGUUCCAUAUCCAUAGUGGCGCUGUUAGCUUGCAUUUUUGUUUUUUCAAUACUAAAGAGACUGAAAAGCCUGCGCACAACUAUCCAUCGCAAUCUUUGUAUCUCUCUGGCAGCGUCCCAGUUCAUUUUUAUUGUUGGGGUAGAGAGAACCGAGAAUAAGGUCGUCUGCUCCGUAAUUGCAGGAGCUCUGCACUACAGUUUCUUGGUCUCGUUCAUGUGGAUGUGUCUUGAAGGAAUCCACUUGUACGUCACACUUGUACGAGUGUUUAAUGCUGGGGACCAUGGAGUUCUUCAAUACUACCUGGCAGCCUAUGCACUCCCACUACUGGUUGUUGCGGUACUUGCUGGUAGUGUUCCUGAGGGCUACGGAACCGACAAGUACUGUUGGUUGUCUACCGAAAACAACUUCAUCUUGGCAUUCGCUGCUCCUGUUGCAGUUAUAAUACUGUUAAAUUUAGUAAUAUUGGUUGUCUCAUUGAGGAAAGCAUAUGCCAGCAGUAAAGCAAUGAAACAGGAGGCCACAAAAACACAACAACUCAGAACAUGGGUAAAAGGGGCAAUUACGCUGUUGUUUUUGCUUGGAUCGACGUGGGCGACAGGACUCUUGUUCUUCAGCAGAUCAUCAGUGUUUGUGGCGUACAUCUUUACCAUCCUUAACUCACUACAGGGUUUUUUCAUCUUUUUGUUCUACUGUUUUAACAAUGAUACGGUGAAAAAAGAAACAAAACGAUGGCUAUCGAUGAAACGAUGGGUUCCAAUAAAAAUUAGAGAGCUUCUGAAAGAAACACCGAAGACAACGAGCAUGGGCAAUACACUCUCGUCAAAUGUCGACCAAAUUGUGACAACAAAGGAAAAAGAACCUUCGGCUACCAUAAUGUGCAGGUACAGUGAGGAGUAUACCAUCUCUAGCCUCUUUAGUCCAGCCUCUAUUGACAUGAUCGACUAUUCGAUGACAUCAUACACCAACCAGGAUUACAUCACGAGCUCUGGCAAUGUGCCUCCACGAACUUAGAUUAGUGUUCGCUCGACACUACUUGACAUCACAAUUAGAUCAAAGGCAAUCAUUAAUCUCUCAGUGUGCCAAUUAAAAUGAGCAACAUCCUGAGCAUCCUCAUUUAUAUACGUACUGCAAAUUACUGUAAAUAAGAAAUGAAAUACAUUAUUAGUAAAACUUUAGAUAUAUGCAUAUAAGGGGCGCUCAUUUGAGAUAAUUUAUAUACAUUUAAUAGCAAUCUUCGUAACACACUUCUUCAGUGAUAAGAAUGGAGGAUUAUUCGAGUUACACUAGUGAUAUUUAAUGAAGUUGAUUAUUUAAAAUGUUGUGAAUUAUAUUCAUAAAGACUAAUUCAUUUGGACAGUAGUGUUCACCACCAAAUUUAGUCUAUUAAUUCGCUCGUGUGUAGUUGGAUACUCGUUUAUUUAAUUAUGUAACCAUUUGAACCUUAAUAAAUGUAAAUUUAACUUUAAGCUAAGAAACCGCAAACUUCUUAAUUUUAAUCAGUCCAUCCUAAAUCAUACUUUUAUAUUUAUAUCAAUAUUAUUGUUCUAUGAAUUUACUCUAAAAUUUUGAACUUAUAUAUGCAUUGUUCUUUUGUAAUCCUUGUGCAAUAUAUAAAACCAAGUCGAUUUUUUUUAAUGUAUCAUACGUAAUUUAGCUGCAAAGCUACAAUGAUAAUAUUUUUAAAUAAAACGUGAAGCUUGACCCUGGAACUUAUAAAUAUUAUUGUAUAUAAUAAUAUAAAGUAAGUUUCAGCAAUCAAAUAUUUUCAUAUUUAAAUUUGUAGGUUUACAUUCUGUAGGUUUACUGAUAUUUUAACGAAAUUGGUCACUUUACUUAAUGAAAACCCGUGUAUAGAAUACAGUAGCCUGUAAAAAUGACGGUGUCUGAUUGGAAAAAAUUCGUAGGAUCUUUCAUACCAAAGAUCAAAAAGAUCUUAGUAACAUUUGAUAAUACAAGCUGAAACAUGGACCUAUUAUUUGCUGUAUUAUUUAUUCUGACAAGAAUUAUUAAAGGAGUCGAGAGGCUCGCAAGAACAAUUAAAAUUAUGUAUGUCAUGUUUGAA